AUGGAACGAAAUAGCAGCAUACCAGUACGUUGCACACCGUGGGUGUACGACGACAUUACAGCUUGCCACCGUGUGUGGAUUGUAGGAUUUUAUGUCCCGUUGGUUCUUAUAGCAGCAUCGGUGGCAUAUACAGGCUACAAAGUGGUCAAGAAUUCGCGGAGAACUCACGAAAAGCCAAAUUACGCAAGUGAACUGGCGUUAGAUGGCGAUGACGAGCAUAAACCAUUGUUGGCAGACAACAAUGGGGCUAGCUACCAAGCGCGUGGUGGAGAUGGAAAUAAUGACUCGCAACCCGCGAAAAACACACUCAAGGAAGACCAUUUUUCAAUUGAAAAAAUCAAGCUAACAGAUGCUCAGGGUAAGCCGCACGGCAUUGUACAAGUUGUGAGACGUGGAUUCAUCGAAAAAACACGAGUGAUUCUCGAGUUUCUUGCGUGCGUGGCACAGCUUGCGAUCCACGCGUUUGUAUGGGCGCGUUUCGCAGGUGACUCCAGCGAAUUUCCUCUGGGUGCAAUUGUUGCCCGCACUGUUCUGUGGGCUUGGUUAGUCGCGGUAGUUGUCCUUCGUCUUGCCAACAUCAACCAGCAGGUUCAAUGGAUUUCCAAAUACCCUGGAAAUCUGUGGACCGUGUCAUUUGUGUCUUAUAUGAUCCUCUUUGCCACUCAGGUGCUACCAUUACGCUCUUACCUGAUAGGGCACAUUGAUGACCGUGUUGCACAACAGUACACGCUGUCGCAAUUUUACUUGAAUCUGGCUUUGUUUCUGCUACUGUUCACUGCCAAAAUCGGGAACAAUUACGCAUAUCUCUACCGUACCGACGCCGACAUUACCCCAUCCAUCGAGCCCGUUACAUCGAUAUUUAGUUUUAUCACAUGGUCAUGGCUCGACGGCUUCAUCUGGGAAGCAAACAAGCAGUCUAUCAAGAUCAAAGAUAUCUGGGGUCUCAUGCUUGAGGAUUAUUCGCUUUUCGUUCUCAAGAAAUACAAAAACUCAAUCAAAAAUAAGAACAGAAGUUUUUCCCACAACUUGUUUUGGUUCUUCCUCAAGUACCUCGGACUACAAGGUUUCUGGGCGUGUUUCGAUAGCGUACUCAGUUUUGUUCCCACAUUACUACUAAAACGCAUCCUCGAAUACGUUGAUGACCAAUCCACUGCGCCUAAGCAUUUGGCAUGGUUUUAUGUGUGCGCCAUGUUUUUCUGCAGAAUCGCGGUUGCAAUCUGCCAAUCUCAAGCUCUAUUCCUUGGUAGAAGGGUCUGCAUUAGAAUGAAGGCCAUCAUCAUCUCGGAGAUUUAUAGCAAAGCGUUGAGGAGAAAAGUAUCUCCAAAUACUUCGAAACCCUCUACAGAUGAGGUCGAUCCACAGGCUUUGAACUCCAAAGAGAAUGUGGAUGCUGACGAAGAAUCCAGCACUGCCAAUCUAGGUGCCAUCAUCAAUCUAAUGUCUGUGGAUGCCUUCAAAGUCUCUGAAAUCUGUGCAUACCUACAUGCUUUUGUGGAAGCGUCUAUAAUGACGGUCGUAGCUUUGCUUCUUCUUUACAAUCUGUUAGGGUGGUCCGCAUUGGUUGGCGCUGCCUUGAUUGUGGCACUACUCCCCAUAAGUUUCAAGCUAACGACAUUACUAGGACAGUAUCAAAAAGAGUCUUUGGCUGUUACAGACAAGAGAAUUCAGAAAUUGAACGAAACCUUUCAAGCUAUUCGUAUCAUAAAGUUCUUUUCAUGGGAAGAAAACUUCGAAAAAGAAAUCCAAGAUAUUAGAGAUCAAGAGCUGAAAUUGAUUUUGAAGCGUUCUAUCGUAUGGGCAUUAGCCAGUUUUGUUUGGUUCAUCACCCCAGGUUUGGUAACGUCCGUAACUUUCGGCGUCUACAUUUAUCUGCAGGGUCGCGUUUUGACUACCCCUAUUGCUUUUACCGCUCUCUCUUUGUUCGUGCUGUUGAAAAACCCACUUGACCAGUUAUCCGACAUGUUGAGUUUCGUUAUACAGUCCAAGGUAUCUUUGGAUAGAGUGCAAGACUUUUUGGAAGAGGAAGAGACUGAAAAAUACGAACAAGUGACCGUUGGUAGCAACAGAAUAGGCUUCGAGAACGCGACUUUCUCUUGGGAUAAGAAAAAUGCUGAAUUUAAACUGAAAAAUUUGAGCUUGGACUUCAAAGUUGGUCAAUUGAACGUUGUUCUCGGUCCUACGGGAUCUGGUAAGACGUCACUGCUCAUGGGUUUACUUGGUGAAAUGGACUUGAUAGACGGAAAAGUAUACACGCCUUGCCUGGACGCUAGGGAGGACCUCAUUGUGGAGGCUGACGGUAUGACGAAUUCGGUAGCGUACUGCUCCCAAGCUGCGUGGCUGUUGAAUGAUACUGUAAGAAACAAUAUUCUGUUCAGCAGUCCCUUCAAUGAAGCAAGGUAUAAUGCUGUGGUGGAAGCUUGUGGUUUGAAACGCGAUUUCGAGAUUCUGAAUGCAGGUGAUCAAACUGAAAUUGGUGAAAAGGGCAUUACACUCUCGGGUGGUCAAAAGCAGAGAGUGUCUUUGGCACGCGCACUGUACUCGUCUUCUAGGCACCUUUUGCUAGAUGAUUGUCUCAGCGCUGUAGAUUCACAUACCGCUCUAUGGAUCUACGAGAAUUGUAUUUCGGGGCCUUUGAUGCAAGGUAGAACCUGCAUACUCGUGUCUCACAAUGUGGCAUUGACAUUGAAAAACGCUGAUUGGGUGGUGUACAUGGAAAAUGGUAAAAUAAUGGAUCAAGGCGAACCUCUCGAGCUUUUUAAUAAGGGCUUAUUGGGACAGGACGAGCUUGUUAAAACCAGCAUUCUAUCUCGUGGAGCGUCUUCGACGAGCUUAAGCCGCAAGGUAGCCAAAAGCGGUGUUGACCUAAGCAAGCUGAGCAGGAAGAUAGACGAAGAGAGUAGUUCACCCAAGAAGGAUCUACCUACGGAAGAGGAUAAAAUAAAACUAGGAAAGCUCAUAGAGGAAGAAACUAAAUCAGAAGGGGUUGUUAGUCUGGACGUUUACAAAUGGUAUGCCAAGUUAUUCGGUGGAUGGAAAAUGGUUUCAUUCUUGGCUCUAGUUUUCUUGAUUUCACAAGGUGUCCACAUCUCCGAAUCGCUUUGGGUUCGUAAAUGGGCAUCACACAACACUUACGACGCGAUCAAAAGAAGUGCCGUCAAAGCUUUCUCUUCAAAGCUUGUUAGCUCAUUCCUUCCCCUAGGCGCACAGGAAUUGCACGUCGAGGUGGAUCCUGUGCUGACUUCGACUGUUGCCAAGUCUGAUCUCGUAUCUGUUACAAAAACAACCGCACACUCCACUGCUUACUAUCUUUCGAUUUAUUUCCUCAUCGGUGUUGCUGUUGCUGUUAUAUCAGCCUCUAAGACGAUCAUAAACUUCGUUGCAGGUCUUAAUGCGUCAAGAAAGAUAUUCAACCUUGUUUUGAAAAAAGUUCUCUACGCAAAGUUGAGAUUUUUUGACUCUACCCCCAUUGGUAGAAUAAUGAAUCGUUUUUCGAGGGAUUUGGAGGCGGUUGACCAGGAUUUGACGCCUUAUAUGGAAGGUGCGUUUGUUUCCUUGAUACAAUGCUUGUCGACUGUCUUGUUGAUUGCCUACAUCACUCCUGGGUUCUUUUUUGUUGCCAUAUUCGUUGGUUUGAUGUACUACUUCGUGGCAUACUUUUACAUGGUCGGAUCUAGAGAACUGAAGAGAUUUGAAUCCAUGAGUCGCUCGCCAAUCCAUCAACACUUCUCUGAAACACUGGUGGGUAUCACAACCAUUCGUGCUUUUGGGGACGAGCGCCGCUUCAUGGAGGCCAAUCUUGAAAAGAUUGACGAAAACAACAAGCCAUUCUUUUAUUUGUGGGUUGCCAAUCGUUGGUUAGCGUUCAGAAUUGACUUCAUUGGUGCAAUUGUUAUUUUCGCUGCAGGUGUAUUUGUUUUGUUGAACAUCGCCACCCUAGACUCCGGUUUGGCAGGUAUUUCCUUGACUUAUGCGAUUUAUUUCACUGAAGGUGCCCUGUGGCUCGUUAGGCUGUAUUCCAAUGUGGAAAUGAACAUGAACUCUGUCGAGCGUUUGAAAGAAUACAUGGACAUUGAGCAAGAACCUCACUUUCAGAGCACACACAAUCCACCUCCAGAAUGGCCAAGUCAAGGUAGAAUCGAGGUCAAUGAUUUAUCUUUGCGUUACGCGCCAAACUUGCCUAAGGUUAUCAAGAAUGUUUCAUUCACGAUUGAACCCAACGCUAAAGUUGGUAUUGUGGGUCGGACAGGUGCGGGUAAAUCCACCAUCAUAACUGCUUUGUUCAGAUUCAUGGACCUGGAUAGCGGGUACAUCAAAAUUGACAAUGUUGAUAUCACCUCGAUUGAGCUCAAGAGGCUACGUCAGUCAAUAACUAUCAUACCUCAAGACCCCACAUUGUUUUCCGGGACUCUCAAAUCGAACUUGGAUCCUUACGAUGAGUACACCGACAAGCAGAUCUUUGAGGCAUUGAAGCGCGUGAAUCUUGUCACGCAGGAAGAACUGGACAAUGCGAGCACUCAAACAUCAGAUGCCGCGUCUGUUAAGUCAAAUGUCAACAAGUUCUUGACGCUGGACAACGAAAUCACUGAAGGAGGUAAUAAUCUUUCUCAAGGGCAGCGUCAACUGGUGUGUCUGGCAAGGUCUUUGUUACGGUCGCCUAAAGUGAUGCUUCUGGAUGAGGCCACGGCGUCCAUCGACUACAAUUCAGACGCCAAAUUACAGCAGACAAUCAGAGAAGAGUUUUCAACCAGUACAGUUUUGACCAUCGCCCACAGAUUAAGAUCUAUUAUCGACUACGACAAGAUCCUGGUGAUGGAUGCAGGCGAAGUUAAGGAGUAUGAUCAUCCUUACUCACUUCUGUUGAACAAGAACAGUAUUUUCUACAGCAUGUGCGAGGACAGUGGUGAACUGGAGUCACUACUUCAGCUCGCCAAGGAAUCUUUCGUGAAGAAGCUAAACUCCAAGUAG
Molecule: messenger RNA, 4965 nt
Organism: Lachancea sp. 'fantastica'
Lineage: Eukaryota; Fungi; Ascomycota; Saccharomycetes; Saccharomycetales; Saccharomycetaceae
Source: the annotation of a GenBank genome assembly